Glossina fuscipes is the source of this 2185-nucleotide messenger RNA. It is a transcript of the gene Mau2, whose product is annotated as MAU2 chromatid cohesion factor homolog. Gene Ontology annotation, biological process: mitotic sister chromatid cohesion; maintenance of mitotic sister chromatid cohesion. The coding region runs from base 95 to 2104 and encodes 669 amino acids. The transcript has 3 exons. Gene Ontology annotation, molecular function: protein binding; double-stranded DNA binding. NCBI's taxonomy places the organism in Eukaryota, Metazoa, Arthropoda, Insecta, Diptera, Glossinidae. Gene Ontology annotation, cellular component: chromatin; SMC loading complex. The record is from RefSeq and is a predicted model, not a curated record.
CAUUGUUACUUGGCUUCAAUUGCAAAUUACAUAUGUUUCACGCAAAUCAUGUAUAAUUUUACGAAAGACAAGUUUUAGCAAGGCAGUAAACGUAAUGAGUUUGCAGACGGUAGGCUCCAACAAUGCGACAACCUCUCAAGAUGCGUGCUAUAUAUCGCUACUAGGAUUAGCUGAAAACUUUCGCACUUCUCAACCACCCAAUAUAAAGAAGUGCAUUCAAUGCCUACAGGCACUGUUUACGUUUCAACCACCAUCCAAAGUGGAAGCUCGAACUCAUCUCCAGUUAGGUCAAAUCCUAAUGGCAUACACAAAUAACACCGAUAUGGCUCGAACACAUCUGGAGGCGGCCUGGAAAUUGUCGGAACCCCUAUUAAAUUUUGAUGAUGUCAAAUUCGACACAGCAUCUUUAUUGGCUGAAUUGUAUUUACAAAUUGAUCAAAAUUCAACGUCGAAAGCAAUUUUACGGAAAGCCAUUGAACUUUCUUUGAAUAACGUUUAUUGGCAUUGUAAGCUUCUGUUGCAGUUGGCUCAAUUGCAUGCGAACGACCGAGAGUACAACUUAGCGUCAGAAUUGCUAGCUGUAGGAGCUGAAUCAGCUGAAGAAGCUGGAGCUACUUAUUUAAAAGUGUUAUUUUUGUUGUCACGAGCUAUGAUUCUAAUGAUUGAACGCAAAACCAACGACGUAUUAGCGCUGUUGAACUCGGCCGGUGCUAUUAUCGACAAUCAUAUCAAUAAUCCACACCAAAAGGAGUAUUUAAAAGUGUUCUUUUUGGUUUUACAGGUUUGUUACUAUUUAGCACUAGGUCAAGUUAAGACUGUGAAACCGAGCUUAAAACAGUUGCAAAUGUCAAUACAAACUAUUAUGGCCCCGAAUUGGCCAACAGAUGAGGUUAUUUUUGGACAAAAUCCCCUGGAAAUGUUUGUCUGGUUGCCUAAAGAACAAUUAUACGUUUUGGUUUAUUUAGUGACAGUAUCGCAUUCAAUGAUGGCUGGCUAUAUGGAUAAAGCUCAAAAGUAUACUGAAAAGGCUUUGACCCAAAUUGAGAAACUCAAAGCGCAAGAUGACAAGUGUAUAUUGUCAGUGUUUAAAGUAAUUUUACUGGAACAUAUCGUUAUGUGUCGAAUGGUAAUGGGAAAUCGAGAAUUGGCUAUACGUGAAAUAGCCGCAGCUCGUGAUGUGUGCUUAUCAUCAGGACCAAAUGGUCAGUUGCUCAAACGCCAUGCUGCACAGUUGCAUUGUUUAGUGGGUCUUUACGCAAUGUCCACUAGUUUCUUUGAACAUGCCGAAAAUCAAUUCCUUACGUGUGUGAACGAAACGACUGAACGUGACUUGAAGCUCUUUGCUAAACUCAACUUGGCCAUCAUAUAUUUGAGAACUAAGCGCGAUCAGGACUUGAAACAAAUUUUGGAUGCCGUAUCUACAGAAAAUACGCAUACAUACAGCUCUCAAGCUUUAAUGGGUGGGUUCUACUAUGUUCAAGGUUUGCACGCAUUUCACAAAGCCAGCUUUCAUGAAGCCAAGCGAUUUUUGAGAGAGACUUUGAAAAUGGCUAAUGCAGAGGACUUGAAUCGUCUUACUUCCUGUUCACUCGUACUACUGUCUCAUGUAUUCCUCAGCAUUAGCAAUUCUAAAGAAAGCAUGAAUAUGGUGACACCAGCUAUGCAGUUGGCAUCGAAAAUACCUGAUAUCCAUGUGCAACUAUGGGGAUCAGCUAUUCUCAAAGAUUUGCAUCGAAUGUCUAAAGAUGCGCAACAUGAAAAAGAAGCUUUAGCAAAUCAUGUAAAGUAUUCUGAAAAUUUGAUUGCGGAUCAGUUAAAGUGCGUGCAAAGCAUACAUCAUAAUUUAAUUGACUGGUUAAAAGGGCCUCCUCCUCCUACUAACGCCACUGCAGUUGCUAUUGCCACAAUUAACACAGCGUCGUCAAAUAAUGUGGCAUUAACCGCAGCACAUUCAGCUUCUACGCAGGCCGCUGCAUUAAUAAGUCCAAUUGUAUCACAAACAAUUCAAUACACAAAUCAAUCGCCACUGAAUGCGGUACAUACGAUGCACCAACAUCAUAAUUUUCAGCAGCAUCAGACUCAUCAUCAGCAAUCGUACUACUAGAAAAAGAAGUUUGAAAAUUCAAAGCAUUGCGUACAAGUUGGGAAACUUAAUUGAAAAUCUGUAUUAAAUUUAUAUAGAUUA